Molecule: messenger RNA, 252 nt
Organism: Drepanopeziza brunnea f. sp. 'multigermtubi' MB_m1
Lineage: Eukaryota; Fungi; Ascomycota; Leotiomycetes; Helotiales; Drepanopezizaceae
Biological process (GO): mRNA splicing, via spliceosome; spliceosomal snRNP assembly
Cellular component (GO): U12-type spliceosomal complex; U1 snRNP; U4 snRNP
Molecular function (GO): RNA binding
Source: RefSeq, a predicted model, not a curated record
AUGCCUCAAGCUCAGCCCGAGCUCAAGAAGUACCUCGAUAAACGGCUCUUCGUGCAGCUGAACGGAACCCGGAAGGUCAUUGGUAUUUUGAGAGGAUACGAUGUCUUUCUGAACAUCGUGCUGGAUGAUGCUGUGGAGGAGAAGGAUGGUGGGGAGAAAGUCAGGCUGGGCAUGGUGGUCAUUCGAGGAAACUCCGUUGUGAUGCUCGAGGCGUUGGAGAGAAUAGGCGGCGGACGAGAGAACCGGGAAUGA